AUAAAAAAUGGAUUUUUAGAAUUAGCAACUCUAAAGAGCGAGAGGAGUUGCCGAGAGCCCCAUGAUGUCGACGACGAUCUCGACGCUGAUGACAGAAAGAGCGAGAGGGAGACCGUGACUGCGAACGUUCCUCUGGUCGUCACAGGAGCGAGAGAGAGAGACAAAGAGAGGAAAGACAUGGAUAAGGAUAGAAAGAGGAGGGAUAGAGAUAAGGAUAGGAUAGACCGUGAUAGGGACAGGGAGCACGAGAGAAGAGAGAAGGAUAGGGAGCGAGAGAGGGAAAGAGCGGAGAGGGAGAGAUCCACAAGGAGCAGGAGUCGCUCCGAGAGGGACAGAGACAGGGAGCGAGAUUUUGAUAUGCGCGAUGCCCGGAGAUUUAGGGAUAAAAAAGAGGUUGCAGAACCUGAGGCAGACCCAGCAAGGGAUCAGAGAACUGUUUUUGCCUACCAGAUGCCGCUAAAAGCAACAGAGACAGAUGUGUAUGAGUUCUUUUCAAAAGCUGGCAAGCUGAAAAGAACCUUGUUCAAUCUAAUGCUUCUAGUGGAGCAGCCGGUGUAACUGGCCCCUAUGGAGCUGUGGACCGAAAAUUAUAUGUGGGGAAUCUUCACUUCAACAUGACUGAGAGUUAGCUGCGGGAGGUAUUUUACUUUUGUUGCUGCCCUAUUGGCUGUUGUGGUGAGGAUGCAGAGUUUUGGCAUGUUUCUUGGUCUUUGCUACAUUUAUUAGGAAUAUGAAUGCACAUGAUUAUAUUGAAUACCAAUAACUUGACAAAUCAUAUCUCCUUAGAAAUAUUCAAUUAAGUUUCUCUUAUCCGAAUCUAGUAUAAUUUAAAGACAGUAUAAAAAAGAUACUUUGUCCUAAAAAAAACUUCUUUUCGAUAAAAAAUUAAAAGCAGUCUCUGAGGGCGGAAGACAUUUUCAAUCUUGUAUUUUCUUUAGUUAUGUUUGGUUACAUUUUAUAAGAUUGGAAUUUGACUAGUAACUUACAUAAUUCUA
Molecule: messenger RNA, 995 nt
Organism: Glycine soja
Lineage: Eukaryota; Viridiplantae; Streptophyta; Magnoliopsida; Fabales; Fabaceae
Product: RNA-binding protein 25-like
Exons: 4
Coding region: 178-558 (126 amino acids)
Biological process (GO): mRNA processing
Cellular component (GO): nucleus
Molecular function (GO): RNA binding
Source: RefSeq, a predicted model, not a curated record